CGCUUCACCCGCGCCCCGGGGCCGCGUGGUCCCCGAGGGGCCUCCCCUCGCUCUGCAGCCGCUGCGGGUCUGUGCAGUGGCACCGUUUCUGGGGUGCCUCAGGGCCCCCCGGGGUGCAUCCUCUCACAACGGGCUCCUCGGGCCUGUGUCUUUGUCUCUGGGUUGCCCAGCCUUCGUCCCGCUUCUCUGGGGGUGGAAAGCUGGCUGGGGAAAAGUUUUAUUGAGUGUUAGUGGAGCCUUCAGUUGAGAAAGUGAAAGGAGUGCGUGUUGUUGUGUAAUGUACUUAAGCAGGAAAACUGAGGACGUAGCUUCAUAGACUUGCCCACAGUGAAAAAUCAAAGACUGCUAUCCAUCUCGAGAUGGAAGAACCAGUGCUAGAUAAAUUGCCAUCUCUGUGUGAUACUCCAAAGGAUUCUGGAGCAGCACCUCCACGGGGGACUAGUUCAGGGAAACAGCAAAUGAGUGCAGCUCUGAGGGAGCGAUUACGGAAAACAAGACGUUCCUUUAAUGCCAAUUUUACAGCGGCAAAGCGGCUCAAAAUAGACACUGAAGAAAAAGACUGUGCUGAUGCUGACACAGGGUGCCUGCCAAUGACAAGUAAAGAUUGUUCCAGAUUACAAGAUGGUCCUGAAGACCUUGAAAGAAACAGCACUGCACAUACAUGUUUCAGAAGUCCCUCACGAGAGAGUGAUCCCAGUGGAUCAGCAGAGACUUCAGAUGUGCUACCAGUUGAUCUUGGUCAGCAACUGUCCCUGGAAGAAAAAGUAAGGCUGGUGAAACAAGUGCAAGAGAAGGAAGAAUUACUUCGUAGGCUCAAACUGGUGAAGAUGUAUCGAUCCAAGAACAACCUGUGUGAACUGCAGGCUUUGAUAGUGAAAUGGAGAAGCAGCACCCAGCUGAUGCUGUAUGAACUACAGUCGGCCUUUUCUGCAGAUGGCAAGAAAGUGAGUCUCACUCAGCUGAUCGAUACUUUUGGAUUAGAAGACCAGUUAUUGCACUACAGCAGAACAGAAGAAGAUUUUAUAGAUGCAUAAUCUACAAUUGCAAAGCUUUUAUUAGACACAAAAGCAGAAAAGACCAAGUGAAUUCUGAUCAUGUCAGAAGUGUUGAUCAGGCAGUGGACUUGAUGCUUUGGGGUUAGGAGGUUUUCUCCAGAGAAACUGGUAAAGCUUUGUACUUAGAUACAGUAGGCACUGUAAAAGGCAUUACUUACUGGAAAAGAUCAAACUUUUAGUGUUUUGGAGAACCUGGCUUAAUGACUUGGUCAGUUAAUUUUUAUUUAAUAAAAAUAAAAUGAGAUCGUACUUUAA
Pipra filicauda (Wire-tailed manakin) is the source of this 1310-nucleotide messenger RNA. RefSeq names its product SWI5 dependent homologous recombination repair protein 1 (gene SFR1). The transcript has 4 exons. Bases 360 to 1034 code for a protein of 224 amino acids. Lineage: Eukaryota; Metazoa; Chordata; Aves; Passeriformes; Pipridae. The record is from RefSeq and is a predicted model, not a curated record. Gene Ontology annotation, biological process: double-strand break repair via homologous recombination; positive regulation of DNA-templated transcription. Gene Ontology annotation, cellular component: Swi5-Sfr1 complex.